Molecule: messenger RNA, 936 nt
Organism: Fusarium sp. VM40
Lineage: Eukaryota; Fungi; Ascomycota; Sordariomycetes; Hypocreales; Nectriaceae
Source: the annotation of a GenBank genome assembly
AUGGCCUUGUUCGAAGUGGCCGACUGCAGUCGAAAUGCGACCGCUCCAACAUCCAGCGACGCGGGCGUCGCAGGCGCUGGUAUAUUGCUGUCCUUCAUGAUCACAGCGUUGCUCGCCAUCGUCUUAUCAAGUAGCGUCAUUUUUGCCGAAAUGCGAGGCAGAGACUCUGUCAUCCGGCGCAAACUCCUUAACGGCUACAGCGAUUCUCAAAUCAUGCAGGGAAUUGGUAUUCAGAGUGUUGGGCUGGCCAAAAUGAAUAGCCUCGUGCCUUAUCAUUUCUUCCUCAUCUGGAUGCUGUCUCUUCUUUCCAUGGCGACCCACAACGCAACACUGCUGGCCCUCAAGCAAGACUAUCGCCGCGACUGGGUUAUUCGAUGGCUGCGUCAGUUUCUCAUGUUCAUCAACCUGGCGCUGUCGUGCGUUUCAGGAGUCUUCAUUCUAGAAGGGGUUUCUAAGGGAUUGGACGACAAAACGUUGCCAGUCUCCUGUGUCUGGGAGGUCGACGGUAAAGGGGCUGCAACAAACGCCGGACUAUCCUAUGUCGGCACAAUCGUCGUUAUUGCCGGCAACUGCAUUGUCUUCGGUAUAGCUACUUGGUAUCUUCACAGUAAGCAGCAAAGAUUCUACAAGAUCAUCCAGAUUGUCGGUUUGGCUUUGAUGACAGCUAUUGCUGUCGGCGCCGCGAUUCGUAUCAUCCUGUUGUCCCAGGCAUUCGGCAACCCAUCGAUCGAUCUCAAAGACCAAGGCGAGACUGUUUGGAGUUUCGGGCAGCUGCUCUCGAUGUUACUCCUCAUCCUCCCUUUGGUAAACGUUAUUGAGAUAUACCGAGGCGAGAUUCAAGUCGCAGGACCUGUUCAGGAUGAGCGAGCCAAGGUUUAUGACGGCGAACUGCAGGAUAACCCACAGGGAUCAAGGACAAAUCUCUUUCGAAAGUAG